AUGUUGCAGAAUACGUACAGAAUAAGAAAUAUAUGUGCAGUGGUCAAUGCAAUCCAUUCGUGUCGUUCAAAAUUCAUAGGUAAAAAACAUUAUAAAGUCGCAGUGAACUUUUUACAAACUAGAACGAAAAAGGAUGAUUCUUCUCUUUCAUCCCUAUUUGUUCCUAUACAAAUCAAACCAAAUUCAGAUGAUAUUGAUGUUGGAUACGAACUAACAGGCUCCCUGAAUAAAAGUGAUUUGUUGAAAGUUCUUAGUAAAUUUUACCAAAGGAAAGAAAUAAAGCAGUUGCUCACAGAUAAUGGUCUUGAUAAUUAUCUUCAACAUCAAGCUUAUGUGAGCUUUAGAAGAUAUUGUUUGGAAGCACAAUCUUUACCUGCUGAUAUACAUGUUGUCUUCAGUGAUAUCUUACAAGGCUCUGGAAAUGUAACAGACAUGUAUCCUUACUUUCUUCGUCAUGCUAAAAUGAUGUUUCCACACUUGGACUGCAUGGAUGAUUUGAAGAAAAUAUCUGAUUUAAGGUCUCCAGCUAACUGGUACCCACAGGCUAGAGCUAUCAAUAGGAGAAUUAUUUUUCAUGCAGGACCCACAAAUUCUGGAAAGACCUAUCAUGCUCUAGAGAGAUUCAUUACAGCUAAAUCAGGAGUAUAUUGUGGGCCAUUGAAAUUAUUAGCUAAUGAAGUAUUCAAUAAAACAAAUUCCAGGGGAACCCCUUGUGAUUUAGUGACAGGUGAAGAACGAAACUUUGCAGAUCCAUCAGGAAAUGCCUCCUUUCAUGUUUCCUGCACAGUAGAAAUGACAUCUGUAACAAAUUCAUAUGAAGUGGCAGUUAUUGAUGAAAUACAAAUGAUCAAGGACCCCCAACGUGGUUGGGCUUGGACUAGAGCCCUUUUGGGCACCACAGCCGAGGAAAUUCACCUUUGCGGUGAACCUGGGGCCGUAGAUUUGAUCAGACAAAUAUGUUUGACAACCGGUGAAGACUUAGAGGUUCGUAACUAUAAAAGACUGACUGCGUUAAAAGUUGAAGAUACUGCCGUAGGAUCAUUGGAAAAUGUUCUUCCUGGGGACUGCAUUGUCUGUUUUAGCAAGAAUGAUAUUUACUCUGUUUCAAGGGGUAUUGAAGCUACUGGGAAAGAAGUGGCUGUGAUAUAUGGUGGUUUACCACCUGGAACUAAAUUAGCACAGGCAGCAAAAUUUAAUGAUCCUGAUAACAGUUGCAAAAUAUUGGUUGCCACUGAUGCUAUAGGAAUGGGCCUAAAUCUGAGUAUUCGGAGAGUGAUAUUUUAUUCAUUAAUCAAACCAGCGUUGAAUGAGAAGGGAGAAAGAGAAAUGGAUACGAUCUCAGUUUCAUCUGCAUUGCAGAUAGCUGGGAGAGCAGGAAGAUACGGUACUCAGUGGGAAAAGGGGUCAGUAACAACAUUCAAAGCGGAAGAUUUGAGUACCUUAAAAACUCUUUUGUCAUCAAAACCCCCUCCUUUGACACAAGCGGGUUUACAUCCUACUGCCGAACAGAUUGAACUGUAUGCUUAUCAUUUACCUAACUCCAGCUUGAGUAAUCUAAUGGAUAUUUUUGUGAAUUUGUCGACAGUGGAUGAUUCAUUAUAUUUCAUGUGUCAAACCGAAGAUUUCAAAUUUUUGGCAGACAUGAUUCAGCAUGUUCCAUUACCUCUCAGAGGCAGAUAUCUGUUUUGCUGUGCUCCCAUCAAUAAGAAAAUGCCUUUCGUUUGUACAAUGUUCUUGAAGUUUGCUCGACAGUAUAGUAAGAAUGAACUUAUAACGUUUGACUGGUUAUGUCGAAAUAUCGGAUGGCCCUUACAACCUCCCAGAACUAUUAUUGACUUGGUUCAUUUAGAAGCAGUAUUUGAUGUGUUGGAUCUGUAUUUAUGGCUAAGCUACCGUUUCAUGGAUUUGUUCAAUGAAGCACACCUUGUGAGAGACAUGCAGCGAGAGUUAGACCAGAUCAUCCAACAAGGAAUCGUACAACUCACCAGGCUGUUGAAAAAUUCUGAGACAGUUAUCAGCUCAGGAACAGCCAUAGCUGAUGAUGAGGAAUUUGCUAUGCAUAGACAGAAACAGUCUUAUUUGAGAGGUCCGAAAGCAUCAUUGGGGAAAGGAAGAUUGACAGAAAGAUUACUAGCACAAGGGAUACUCACUCCCAAUAUGUUGCAAGAAUUAAAGAAAGAAUGGAAUAAAAAUAAUGGAAUUAGUCCUGAUAACAAGAACAAUGACAGUGAAGAAAAUAACUGGAAGAAAAUGUAUAGGAAGCGAAAAACGAAAUAA
This is a messenger RNA of Phaedon cochleariae (mustard beetle), 2277 nucleotides long. The record is from the annotation of a GenBank genome assembly. Lineage: Eukaryota; Metazoa; Arthropoda; Insecta; Coleoptera; Chrysomelidae.